UAUAUAUCUCACAUUUAUAUAUUUAUUAUAUAAUAAUUUUGCUUGUGUCUAUUUCGUAAAUUACUCAUAAAUCAGUGUACUGAUUCCAUAAAUAUCGUUUAACAUUUUUAUUACAAUAAUAUUGUAUCUGUUAACAUUAAUAGGACCAUGAAUACGUGAUUUACGACAUUAUUUAUUCAUUUGUUAAUCGUGGCUGCGUUGACGAUAGAUUCGGCGAACAUUUGGAUACAUUUAUAUACGUACUAUCAUCGGUCCAAAAAUCAGGGAAGCGGAAGAUUUGAUAUAUGCUGACUAGUAGUUAUUCACGGCCUAUUCAAUGCGGUCCGACGACGCCGAUAUCGAGGAACUACAGCGGAUACCGCAGCAUAUCCAAGGUCCUCCACAAUUACCGCCGUUAAUUAAAGGACAGAAACUGCAGAGUGGACCGUAUACCAUUACGGUGACUGAUGAAAUGGUUGCUCAGAGGGAAAGAGAGAAUCUGGAGCUGUACAAAGCAUGGAUACGAGAGCAGCGCCGGAGGCACAUACUACCGGAGGAUGACGCCGACGAGUAUGUUGGCGACUUCAAGGAGGCCGCGAUCAGACGGAGUUUCAUCCGCAAGGUCUUUUGCCUCCUUACAUUGCAAUUGACAUUUACCAUCCUCGUUAUAUCUAUCUUCAUGUUUGUAUACGAAGCACAGAAGUUUAUGAUACUGCACUGGUACCUGUGGAUCGUCGCCAUGGUUUUCUUUAUUGUCGCUUAUUGUGCUGUGGCCUGUUCUGUGCACGCCAGGCGAACACCUCCAUACAAUUACAUAUGCCUGUUCCUGCUGACGCUGGGAAUGUCAUACUUGGCCGCCUUCGUCUCCGUGUUUUAUAGCAUUGAAGUAAUACUUAUUGUUAUGGGCAUGACCACAGUUGUCACGAUAAUAAUAGCUCUUGUAGCAACGUUCUCUAAGUUUGAUCUGACAAUGAGACCAGGCUUACUAAUGGUGAUUGGACUAGUUUCGAUCGUGGCUAUUUUUACGAUGCUAAUUAUCCUGCUGUUCACUCAUAUAAUGAUUUUCCGUCUAGUAAUCUCUAUUAUUGGAACACUACUGCUCUGCAUGUAUUUGUACUUUGACAUCCAGACAAUCAUGGGUGGACGCAGAAUAGAGUUGGGUCCCGACGAAGUCGUCUUCGCAGCUACGCAGAUUUACGUUGAUAUAGUACUUCUGUACCAGUACUUAUUGAUGUUCAUGGGAUUUUUUCAUCGAUAACGUCAAACCAAUAUAUUAUAUAUCGCCUUCAUAUACUAUUUUACAUAUAUAUUUGGAUUAUGUAUGUACACACAUACACACAUAUUAUAUUAUAUAAAUACAUUAUUUAUAAUUCCUUACAUAAUCUCUGUGAUACAUAUCUUGCGAAUAGCAGAGACACGAACCAUCUCUGUAAGAUUGUAUUUUCGCUCAGUAAUGCAGUAUUCUGUAAUUUUUAUGACUCGCGAGAUUCGUCUCGCUGGAAUCGCGCCCUAAAUAUCAAGCCAUAUCAAGCCAAGCCAUGCAAAUCGUAUGUUUUCGAGUGCUGUUUUGUCGCAAUUUCGAGCGGAUUUCGAAAAUUAUGCGUUUCUUAUCGUGUCGUAGAUAAAUUUUGAAGAUAU
Molecule: messenger RNA, 1617 nt
Organism: Formica exsecta
Lineage: Eukaryota; Metazoa; Arthropoda; Insecta; Hymenoptera; Formicidae
Product: protein lifeguard 1-like
Exons: 8
Coding region: 317-1237 (306 amino acids)
Biological process (GO): negative regulation of apoptotic signaling pathway
Cellular component (GO): endoplasmic reticulum; membrane; Golgi apparatus
Source: RefSeq, a predicted model, not a curated record